Molecule: messenger RNA, 1272 nt
Organism: Paramecium tetraurelia
Lineage: Eukaryota; Ciliophora; Oligohymenophorea; Peniculida; Parameciidae
Exons: 3
Biological process (GO): mitotic DNA damage checkpoint signaling; protein phosphorylation
Cellular component (GO): cytoplasm; nucleus
Molecular function (GO): protein serine/threonine kinase activity; ATP binding
Source: RefSeq, a predicted model, not a curated record
AUGUCAAACAAUACAUAGACAUCAUAUGGAUUUCACAACAUAAAGUAUUGGAGUAAUAAACACUACGAGUUUUGUUCUAAGAUAAAGGAUCGUAUCUUUAUAGCUGAAGAUAUAAAACACAAUAAUAGAAAAAUUGUUAUUAAGUAAAUCACUAAUUAGUCUAAAAAAUAUAGAGAGAGAGAGAAAUAAAUAACCAAGGAUCUAAUUAAUUUAUAUAAAAUUAAUCACUAUAAUCCUCACAUCAUUGAAUAUUAUGACUUGUUUGAUGAGAAUGAUAGUACUUUCAUUGUGAUGUAAAAUUGUGAAUCUAAUCUAUCUACAUUAUAUUAGAAGACAGUCACCUCAUUUUAAGUAAAGAAUUAUCAAUUUUAUUGUAAUGUUCUUGAUAUAAUUCGAUAAAUCAUAGAAGGAUAUCAAUUUUUGUAUUAUUAAUUUGGAUCCAAUUUUUAACAUAGAGAUCUAAAACCUGAAAAUAUUUUAUUUGUUGAUAAUCAAUACAAAAUUUGUGACUUUGAGUUUUACAAAAUUUCUUAUGAAAAUCCAACCAAAGAAAUUGGCACUCAAAACUUUUAAGCUCCUGAAUUGUAUGGAGAUAAUAACUACGAUAAUAAAUGCGAUAUAUACUCUUUAGGAAUAAUAUUAUUAUGGCUACUGACUGGUUAAUAUUCGAAAGAUAAAAUUUCUGGAUUAAAUUCUAAUUUUUAAGAAUUAUUAAAGAUUAUGUUGGAAGAUAACCCUAAAACAAGAAUAAGUUGGAACUAGCUUUUCAAACAUCCAGUAUAUGUUAAAGAACCAAAAGAUUUUUUAAAUACAGAGAAAGUUAAUAACACUUCACUUACACUUUAUGAUUUGUCUUAAAUAAUUUAGUUAGCUGAUUUAGAUAGCACUCAAUCAAGUUUUACUUAAAAAACCAAUACAUCUUUUAUUUAAUAAAAUAAUUGCUUACAGGAAUUGGAACUAAAUAAAUUAAUUAGUGACACAUUCAAAAAUGUGAAUGAGAAUAAUAUGGAACUUUCUAGAAUCUUAUUCGCACUAUGGGUAAAAAUCUAUGACAAAAAAAUCCUUUAAGAAAAUGAUGAAAUUAGGAGAAAGGAAUAUCAUAGACUGAAAUAAUUGAUUCGCAUAAAUAAUUAAGUUGAUUAUAGAAUUGAAUUUUUAACAAUUUAGGAAUUAUGUCAACAAUUAUUUUAUCAUCUUGAACAUUUUAAGAGCGAUGAAGAUUUGAUAAAAAGAUUGAAAGCCUUCCUAGAAAAAGAAAUGAAUUUAAGGUGA